AUGGCACUGAAUAAGACGAUGUGUAAUCAGCUGACAGCAGAACCGUAUUCAGCUGUUCUUGAUCUCACGUGGGGUGGCUGGAUCAGGGGACGACAAAAUGCAGAUAUGAUAGGACUCCCAUACUAUAGGGUCGAUAUAACCAACCAUCCAUAUGUAAUGGCAGUGGCUGCAUUAUUUAAUCAAAGCCAGGUCGUUGACAGCGUUUUUGUAUUUGAGAGCAAACAAGAAUUGGACAUGUGCAUGUACUAUAUCAUAAUGUACUCAGAACUCAGGAUUACGGGAGCUUGGUUGGCCGGGGAUAAAGCUUCUCUGAACAAACUUAGGGAUAUGAAGCCUAGACCCUCUAACAUUGUUGUGAUUGGAUCAAAAACUGCAGUAAGUUUAGAUUGUAGACAUUUGAGUACUCCGGCAUCUGUAACAGAAGAUAUUUCUCAAUACUUCCAGAGUAACAUGAGUGUUCGUCUUUUUACUCCGCAGCAGUCCACCUGCUGCCAGCUCAUUGGAAGUUCUGAACCAGAUUGUGUUUGUGAUAAAACUAUCCCUAGACUGUUUCUAAAUGCUGCUCUUGAGGUUGUAGGUAAAGCAACAAAAGUGUUAAACUCUGUUCAAACCAUAAAUCAGAAAUGGGUUUGUGGUUCUAACACUUCAAUACCAACCAGAACUAAACUUAACACGGAGAUUGCAACGCAAGCAAAAGAGAGAGGACUAUAUUUUGGAUUGGAUGCUACCAAUGUUCCUCUACUUUCACCUUCUUUCAAGCUUGAUGUAACCUUGUUUACUCCACAGUCUAAACAGCUCCUUACGAUUGGUAACUGGUAUAUGGGAGGUGGAUACAAUACAUCAACUACUUACAAGGAAGUUGUUAUGAAACGAUCUUUCCGUAUUGGAGUCGUCCUUGGUAAGCCCUGGGCCUGGGUAUCUGGGGCUAAAGAGGACAAACAAACUAAUCCCAAAAGCAUUAAUAAUGCACUCAAAAAUAAGGGCUUAGAAGGAUAUACAUUGGACCUAUUGGAUGAGGUCUCUAAAGCUAUGCACUUUGAUUAUGAAAUAGUAAUCGCUACUGGUAAUGACUACGGAGCUAGGUAA
Messenger RNA from Eurytemora carolleeae, 1086 nucleotides. RefSeq lists its product as uncharacterized. Lineage: Eukaryota; Metazoa; Arthropoda; Copepoda; Calanoida; Temoridae. The record is from RefSeq and is a predicted model, not a curated record. Bases 1 to 1086 code for a protein of 361 amino acids. The transcript has 13 exons.